Molecule: messenger RNA, 7392 nt
Organism: Mastomys coucha (southern multimammate mouse)
Lineage: Eukaryota; Metazoa; Chordata; Mammalia; Rodentia; Muridae
Gene: Rttn
Product: rotatin
Exons: 50
Coding region: 289-7062 (2257 amino acids)
Biological process (GO): centriole replication; centriole-centriole cohesion; ciliary basal body organization
Cellular component (GO): centrosome; centriole; ciliary basal body
Source: RefSeq, a predicted model, not a curated record
UGGGCGGAAAAUGGUUCUACCUCUCCUUGACUCCUUUAUUCCUUAGGCUUCUUAUGGCCGAGAUUGAGGUCUAAGGAAUGAGCCAUAGUAACAUAGAGAGAUCGUAAGCUUGUGUGGUGACGGAAGCAUUGGGAACAUUUCACCUAAUGCUCUCUACUCAAGGGGUGGCUAGCUUAGACGUCGUGGAACCUCUGUUCUUUCGGCCGAGUUUCCGGAGGAUAUUAAUUAUGAAGGGACUCUGUGGCGCGACAGUUUAAUUCUCCGGCGGCGCCAGAUUGUGGCGGAGAGAUGGUUCUGGCGGGGCUCAUCAGGAAACUCGGCCAUCAGCUGGCGGAGAUCAGGGAACGUGCCCUCAAAAGUAUACUGUGCAAGAUCGAGCACAACUUGAUCUGCUAUGCUGACUUGAUUCAGGAAAGGUUGCUUUUUCUCCAUUUGCUCGAAUGGUUCAAUUUCCCAUCUGUCCCAAUGAAAGAGGAGGUUCUGAACUUGUUAAGCAGAUUGGUUAAGUAUCCUCCAGCUGUCCAACACUUGAUUGACCUUGGUGCAGUAGAAUUCUUAUCUAAGCUCCGUCCAAAUGUGGAGCCAGCAAUACAGGCUGAGAUUGAUGGCAUUCUCGAUGGACUUUUCAUUCUUCCUUCAGAAGUUCCUGCACUGUGUUCUUCCACUUACCACACUGAUCAAAUUGAAUUGUCACAACAACCUGAAGUUUUAACAGGAUAUUUCCCCCAAGACAAAAGUAAUUUCCAGCAGAUGGAAGUACCAUCAGGGCCAGCAGGAAACCCGACGACUGUGAAGUGGCUGAGGUUCUCUGUGUUCCCUUGGCUACCCCUGACCACAACAGACAGACAUGUUCUUUCUUCCAAUGAAAGCUCUUUGAGAAGUAGUAACCACACUCUGAUCUGGAACACCUGUGAACUUCUGAAGGACGUGAUCAUGCAAGACUUUCCUGCUGAGAUUUUUCUUCAGAGGCCAAAGAUUGUUCAGGGUCUUUUGGGUCUGGUGAAGCUUGCCUUUGGAGGAGAUGGGAAGCAUCGUCUGGCAUUACAGUCAGUGUCCUGUUUGCAGCAGCUGUGCACAAGCUUAAGAAACAGACUCAACUUUUACAGAGACCCCAACCUUUUUGCGAAUAAACAAGACACAAUCUCCCAGAAUUCUUCUUUGUCUUACUGUCAUGAAGCAAGAGGUCCUUACCAUUCCCCAAACCCAUCCCCAGGAAGCAGUAGCUCUCGGCCUUCUGUGGUUGGGCGCACAGGCCAGCGACCCCGAGGAGAUGGCCAGGACUGGGAUGCGGUAUCUUCCAGUGGAAGUAGUAGUCACGCACAUGUGAACUCUAGGAUAUCUGUGCAUUCUCCUUUGGACGUGGCACAUGUAGAUCUGCCAGAGCUGGAAGCAGAGGAUGCACUGGAGCUGCAGUUCCAGCAGCUUAGUCUUCCUCAGUUCUGCAUCUCCAUCCUGGAGGCAGCAGUUCCUCUGCUGAGAACAGGCAGCAGAGAGAUGAUAAUAAGAGUUCUGGAACUUCUUGCAGAGGAUAUGCUACUCAUUGGACAAGCAAUUUCAUCUGAAAUCUGGGAUGAUAACAACCUCUUUGCUAUAGAUGUGAAAGAGAAACUACUCCAAGUGUUGGAGUCCCUUGGAGAAACCAUGUGCUACCGUAAAACCAGUUUUAACUUGGAGCAAGCAGAGGCUGUACUAGUGCACCACAGGAUGGCUUUUGUCAGCAUCUCACUGUUCACAGUUCGACUGUUGCAAAUUCUUCUCCCUGUUGAAAAGGCGAGUGAGUUUUUGCCAGAGUCCAUGUCAGCAGCAUUAUUUUUUGUCUCGUUGGACAUGCCUAUUUCUUUGGAAUAUCCAGAGAUUCAUGAUACUGUUGUGGCUUACUUGGAACAGCUGGAUUCUGAAAAUUACAGCAUUUAUAAGCGAACUGCAGAGGCUGUUUAUUCAAUUGAGUGUACCUGUAACUUCCUGUCUGAUGUGGGGAAAGAGGGAGAAAAGAAUCUUCUGGAAUUAGUGGAGCUGGCGGACCAAGCCUUGCGUAGCUUUUCCUAUCAUCAGCAUUCUCCCCUAAUAAAGGAAAUCAUCUACAUUUGUUCAAAGAUCUGGAAAUCUGCACAGGCUAGUCCAUUACUCCAGGGAGAGAGUCAGAAGGUGUUUCUUCAUAUGCUGUCUCACCCAUUGCCACAGGUGAAGGUGGAGACUUACCAGUGCUGCCUGGAGAUUGUGAAGGAAUGUUUAGGUGUCCAUAAUGUCACUAAACCUGUGUCUUCACUUUGUAGUGGAAUUCAUUUUCUGCUUCAUCCAAAAGUUCUAUAUGAAAUCUCUGCAUUUGGUAUGCAAGAAUCCAAAAAUGAGCAGGUGAAUGUUGCUGCCAAGACCAUUCUGCUAUAUCUGCUUCAGGGACGAUUGAUGAUGACAGCUCUGACCUGGAACAAGUUUAUCGAAUCUCUCUGUCCUGUCAUUCCAGUGCUACAGGGCUAUGCUGAUACAGAAGAUCCUUUAGGCAACUGCAUUCUCCUUCUAAGCAACGUGAGUUCUGAGGCAGAAGAAGGCAUUCUCCCCUGCACUACCCAGCUGAAGUCUGUGCUACGACUUUUGCUAGUAAAAAAACCUGCGGUUCGUUCACUAGCAUUAAAACUUUUAGCAUCUCAUCUUAGCAGUGAAGAAGGGGCUGAUAAAAAGCGCCCAUUCAUAGAUGCUAGAGUUCUCUCCAGAGUUACUAAUUUGUUUAUUGUGAAAAGACCUAUUGACCUUAAGUUGGAUGACAGAAGAGAACUAGUUAUUAAGUUGGAGACUGUUAAAAAGGUGUAUGAAAUCUUCACCUCAGAUGAUGUUGAUCUUGUUUUAAGAAAGUCAGCUGCAGAGCAACUAGCUGUGAUAAUGCAAGAUAUUAAAAUGCAUGCUGUGGUGAAAAAGUUAUGCUUAGUUGAGAAGAUUAUUCAAUAUUUAAAUGAAUUCGUGAGUCAAGAUGGCAAGGUUAUAGAAUGCUUGAUUCAGCCAUGCCUCACACUCCUGAGGAAGGUUUUGUAUGCUGACCCAGUUAUCCGUGUUUCCUUGUCACAGCAGGCCUCUCUCUUGACCCUGUUACUCAGAGUUUCCUUGAUACUUCAUGAAGAUUGUACUGUGGUGGCUGAAGUCGGGGCAUUGUUUUGUCUUCUAUUGUUUGAUGAAGUAUCAAGAAUGGAUACGUGGUCCGAUAAUCUUUCUAAUAAGCCUUCUUUGUCACCAGUCUUCAGUUUGCCUGUUUCAGUCUUUAGAAGAUAUCAUCUACCAGUUCAUGUGAUUGGCCACCAUGCUGUGAGUCCUUACUCAAUAGUUUUGCCAUUAUCUACUGAAUGUUUGGCCCUGAAGCCUGUGUCAGAUAUGCUGAGAAUAGCUUGGAACCUGGCAUGGUAUCAUGGGAGUGAUAAUUUAUUGAAACAAAUGACCUCUGAAGCUAAAAUUCAAGAAUUUGUAGAUACACUGCAGCUGUCCACAGAAGAUAUUCUGACACUGAAGAUCACAUACACAGAUAGUGGGCUGAAGGACUGCCUUCAGUCCAUCGUUCAGGCUGGAGGCCACAGGGAUGUGAGGGCUGCUAUUACCAGGAUGAGUUUUUAUCUUUUGAAUGACAAACUGUCUUUGAAGGAUGAUAUUGGUCCAUGUGGAGUUACUUUAAAAUCCUUGGCCUGGCACACUGUGCUGAACAGGUUUUUACAAGUUCUUCCUGCUUGCACUGAAGAUGAGAAACUGCUAAUAGAUAUCAUACAUUUUUUGAAUAAGUUAAUAAAGGAACAAAGGAAAAACCCAUCAAUAGAACUUUUAAACUGGAUUCUGGAAUUACUUCUUAGGCAUAAUCCAAACCCACUAUUAGACCUGCUGGUUCUGACAGAGUCACAUGCCCGAGAAGAAACAGAUGACGUCCAGACUGCUGUCAGACAGCAACUCCAGAAAGAACUGAUUAGUCUUCUCAAUUCCUUGUUGCUGGUUUUCAUGACAGUCUCUGACAGAAAAUGCUUGGAACUGUUUUCCGUUUUCCAAACACAGCUGUCUCUGAAGCUACUCCAGUGCCUCAGAGUCACAGAUGCUCCCCAUUUCUAUGGCUUACCUUCAUUGGAGCGGACCUUAGCAGGCAUGGCUCACCUCACUUCCUUCCCUGGGUGGAGUGCACACUCUCCUCUUUCAAAGCCACUUGAGAUUUGUGGGAAGUACUUGUCAGGUCUCCUGGAGGUAAUUACUUCUUUUUAUGUUGAACGGGGAGGAAAUGCUAUGUCCUUCAUGGGGAAAGGUGUUACGAAGAGCACAAUUCUUUGCUUACUUCACUUAUCCCAUGAGAUGAUAGUCCAGGCACCAAGUUCGGAGUGGAUGCCACUUUGGUUCUUGCCUUUGGGUAGUCACAGUGAAGAACAUGCCCCUACUCAGCAAGGAUUGGCCUGGCUGAUUCCCUUAUGGGUUGAUCGAGACCCAGAGGUGAGAUUCACUUCACUGGGGUUGGGAUCAGCACUGACUACUAUUGAAGCUGGCUGUGUUGCCUUGGCAGACAGUUGUCAGAAUAUUUCUGGUGGGCUGUGGGGAACGGUGGUGAACAUUCUUCUGGAUCAGUCAGAAUGCAGUAUGGUACGCCGGGAGGCUGCGUUUAUUCUUCAGAAUCUCCUUGUAAUUCCAAUGCCUUCAGAAGUUACAAAGGAUUAUACUUGGCAGGGUCCCUGUGUCCAUGAUGAGGAUUCUGGCCUGUCACUUUCAGGAAAACCUGCCCUCCAGGCCCUUUUGUAUCACUGCCGUUUCUAUGAACAUUUGACUCACAUGGUAAAACAUUGUUACAUAGGAAGAUAUAUGUUUGAUUUUAAUUUUUCUGCUUUUACUGAAACUUCAGAAUACAGUGAUUUAAAUGGUUUAGAUGACUCAUUCAAGUUUUGGAGGGCCCCCUCUGGGACAUCUAGUCAGAAUCAUGAGCCAAGCUCUCUUUCCACCUCAGAAACAAUGGUGGCGGCCUCUGUGGUCAAUGCUGAGAUUCAACCCCCGCUGCCAUCAACACUUCUUCCUGAAACUGCACUUGACCAGUUUGUCACGCAAGGUCAACGUGAACUCAGACCAGUGCAACCUCAUGACUCAUCGAUGUCUGCUUCCCUGCACAGGCAGUAUGUGUUGGUUACUCCGUCUCUGCUGUCAGCAAUCUGUAGCCUUUUAGACAACCUCUUGGCAGUUACUCCAAGAGAUGCUGCAAAUGCUUUUCAACAAGCUCAUCUCAUAGAACUCCUCUGUAGCACUGUGGAUGCCUCCCUCAUAGAAAUGUGCAUCCAGGACCUCAAGACCCCUCAGCCUUUACCAUCUGCUGUUGAACAUACUCAGGCUCAGGCUUCCUUUUUCUUGGAAUACCUUUCCUCUUUGUCCCAGCUUUUAAAGUCCUGUCUGUUGGUAGAACCUGAACUUGUGACACAAGAUGAGCUCUUGAAACCUCUUAUGACUAAUGUCAUCCGAGUUCUCAUUGUGUGCACCAAAGAUGUAUUGGAUGUACAGUUAGUGUUGACUUUUUAUCGCACAUGGACGCAUUUAUUUGACCUUCUGGCCACACUACUGAGGAAAGCUGGUGCUGUCUCCCUUGUUCCUCUUACCUCAGCUCUUGCCAAGCACUGGGAGGCAGUGACUGAUACACUGUGUAGAUGUGUGGGCCUCUCAGUCCAGUGCCCUGCCCUGAGUAUUGCCAGCCUCCAGUUCCUGUCUGUUCUCUUGGCUGAGGAAGAAAAGAGGCGUGUCCAGUACAAAGAGAAAAUAAAUGAUUGCCAGGCCCCAGCAGUGGCCUCACUUCUUGAUGGAACUCAGGGAAGCCUUAGAUCUUCAGAGCAACUUAAUGAAACAAUUCUACAGUGCUAUGAAGGAAUAUCCCCUAAAGAUGUCCUGAAAAGAGUUGCUGCAAAUGCCCUGAUGUCACUUCUGGCUGUCAGCAGAAGAGCGCAGAAGCACGCUUUGAGAUCUGAUCUCAUAGAAAACUGUAUGGAGCAGAUGAAGCACAUCAAUGCACAACUGAACUUAGAUUUGCUGAGGCCUGGGAAAGCAGCACUGAAAAAAAAGGAGGAUGGCUUCAUUAAAGAGUUAAGCAUCGCUAUGCAGCUUCUAAGAAACUGCCUUUAUCAAAAUGAAGAAUGUAAAGUAGCAGCUCUUGAAGCACGUCUUGUACCUGUACUGCACUCUCUCUGGCCUUGGCUUUUGAUGGAAGAUUCAUUGAUGCAAAUUGCCUUGCAGUUGCUUUGUGUCUAUACUGCAAAUUUUCCAACUGGCUGCAGUUCCCUUUGUUGGUCAAAUUAUGGACAGUAUAUUCAAACUGCACACAGAGGCACCCCCAGUAGCUCCCUGAUACUGUGUAUCCUGAAACUGGCUUCUCAGAUGCCUGCAGAGAACACCACCAUUCAGCAGAUGGUUUUUAUGUUUCUUUCAAACUUGGCCUUAUCUCAUGACUGCAAGGGAAUAAUUCAGAAGAGCAACUUUCUACAGCACUUCCUGUCUCUGACAUUGCCUAAAGGAGGAAAUCAACAUCUCAGCAAUGUGGCCAUUCUGUGGUUGAAGUUACUCCUGAAUAUGUCAUUUGGAGAAGAUGGACAGCAAAUGAUCCUGAGGCUGGAUGGCUGCUUAGACUUACUCAUAGAGAUGAGCAAGUACAAGCACAAGAGCAGCCCUCACAUGCCUCUGCUGAUCUUUCAUAACAUUUGCUUCAGUCCUGCUAAUAAGCCUAAAAUCCUGGCUAAUGUAUUAAGCAUAUGGAUACAGUUGGAGAGAAGUCAUUUCUCCAGCUCUCUCACUCUUGACCUCAAUGGACUUUCUAGACACAGGUCAGAAAAAGUUGUUACCCUUCUGGCUUCCUGUUUAGAAAGUGAGAGUCAAAAUGCCCAGAGGAUUGGAGCAGCUUCACUUUGGGCUCUAACUUACAAUUACCAAAAGGCAAAAGCAACUUUGAAAAAUCCAUCAAUAAAAAGAAAAGUAGAUGAAGCGUAUUCCAUAGCAAAGAGAACUAUCUCAAACUCAGAAGAAGACCCUCUAAAUUCCUACUAUUUGAAAUGCCUUGAAAAUCUUGUACAACUGCUUAACUAUUCCUGACCCACAAGAUACUCUACUCCAAAUGUGACCUCCAUCCACAGGAGAUCUGGAUCAGCUUUGUAUAACAGCUGCUCCCUGAAUGAUGCUAACUCUGCAGUAUCAGUACCUGCCUUUCCUGUGAGACAGCAGCCGCCACACUGAAAGGAGUAGAACUAGUGACUUCCCAGGAUGUUCAUUCCUGGCAGUCUUCCAGAAGUGAAGACUUGCUGACCCAAGAUGCUGCAAACACAGAAUUCUAGCAAUAUAAACAUUUUUAUACUUUUCUAUGCAAUAUAUUUUGUAAAAAUGUCUAUUUGAUAGUUAUUUAAUAAAUAAUAUUUUUAGAAACUA